Morchella sextelata is the source of this 957-nucleotide messenger RNA. RefSeq lists its product as uncharacterized. The transcript is spliced from 4 exons. Lineage: Eukaryota; Fungi; Ascomycota; Pezizomycetes; Pezizales; Morchellaceae. The coding region runs from base 1 to 957 and encodes 318 amino acids. The record is from RefSeq and is a predicted model, not a curated record.
AUGGCCGGUAGAGGUAUACCAUCUGCGCCCAAAGGUGCGAGAUGGAGCACUUCUGACAAGAAACCGGGAGCGGCUGCUGGCGCGAACAGGGAUGGUGGGGCACCUUCGCAGAUUAGGUGUGCGAUCUGUAAAAAAACGAAGAGUAAGGAUGAGUUCUCUAACCGCCAGCUCCUCAAGUUCAGUUCGUACAAGAGGGGCAGUCGAACAACCAAGAAAGAUGUGGAUUCAGUGCAUGUCGCUUGCACCCUGUGCACCGCGAACCAAACUUGCGAGCUCAAAUGCUAUGUUUGCGACAAAGUGAAGGGUUUGCAUGAGUUCGCCAAAAACCAGCGAAAGAACCCAGAUAACGCCAGGUGCAUCAAUUGUGUCGACACUGAUAUUAAAAUCGAGCCCGAUCUUCGUCCUGAUGAUGCCACUGAUUCAAGCAGCAGCGACGAUGAGGAAGAAGAAGAAGAGUACGAUUGGGAUGUUGGCGCGUCAAGGUCGAAUGUCAACAAGGUCAGGCCUUAUAUAUCUCAGAAUAAGAAGAAUGAUUGGGCAUCAGCUACCGGUGAGGACGAUGAAGAUGAAUUUGGAGAUGUCUCAUCUUCUACUACAUCCCAUCAUGGUGGUCCUCCCAGACAGCAGGGAUACAACCUUCCGGCACGUCCCGGCGCCGCACAGCGUGCUCCGGUUGUGUUUAAUCCCCGUGCUAACCAGCCCUCUAACUCCGGCGCCAGUCGUGCUCCUCCUGUCGAAGACGACGAUGAUCAAUGGGAAACUAUGGAUAGAACGAGGCCCAUUGGGGGCUCGAGUAGAGCCUCAUCUACUGCCUCGCGCUCCGGUUAUUCAUCACAGCAGCCAGCCACUAGGAAGAACGGAUGGGCAAAGGUUUCUAAGGCUCCACAAUGGGGUCAACCCGAGAAUAAUGUGCCGGAGGAAGAAAGCCCAUGGGCCAGUUAUGGUCGCAAGAAGUAG